Messenger RNA from Salvia miltiorrhiza (redroot sage), 474 nucleotides. RefSeq lists its product as uncharacterized. The transcript is spliced from 2 exons. Lineage: Eukaryota; Viridiplantae; Streptophyta; Magnoliopsida; Lamiales; Lamiaceae. Bases 1 to 474 code for a protein of 157 amino acids. The record is from RefSeq and is a predicted model, not a curated record.
AUGGUGCUAAUUUGCCGUUUGUAUUGCGAGCACACCCACGACUCUGUGGUGGGUGUCGACCAAAAAGGGGCGAAGUUUUGGGGCUCCCUCUGCGCCGAGUACAACGCUAAAAGGCCCGAAGGAUCUAUUUCACGCGACGUCACGCAAAUCAAAUCUCACUUUCAACGGGUGUCGAAGGAUGCGAAGAGGUUUGAGGCCAUGCACAAAAAAUGCCACGAUCAAUGGAAAUCAGGCAUGAGUGAUAUUCAAAUCCUGGAGCAAGCAGAGGCAAUGUGGCUAGCCGAGUACCGUGUUCCGUUCCGGUAUUCGCAUGCAUGGAAGAUCUUGCGCGAGUCGAAGAAAUUUUCAAGUCUCGGCGGGGAUGUUCACUCUGAUGUCCAUUCGGACAAACGAUCAAAGGGGUCCGACGCAGCUAGUUUGUACAAAUACAUAUUCAUUUCCGUUGAGAAAGUGGUGAAUGGUGAUGCUUAUUGA